This is a messenger RNA of Salvelinus fontinalis (brook trout), 3128 nucleotides long. RefSeq lists its product as uncharacterized. The record is from RefSeq and is a predicted model, not a curated record. Bases 930 to 1592 code for a protein of 220 amino acids. Gene Ontology annotation, cellular component: membrane. NCBI's taxonomy places the organism in Eukaryota, Metazoa, Chordata, Actinopteri, Salmoniformes, Salmonidae. The transcript is spliced from 4 exons. Gene Ontology annotation, biological process: T cell proliferation involved in immune response; tumor necrosis factor-mediated signaling pathway; immune response. Gene Ontology annotation, molecular function: tumor necrosis factor receptor binding.
UUCUUGUUUAAAUAAAUAAUAUGUCAAGUUACAACGCUGUGUCUUGGUUCAAUCCAUGCUCCUCCUCUUCGGAUGAAGAGGAAGAGGAGAACCGUUAAAGAGAAUAGAAAAAGAAAGCGAAUUACGCACUGACACAUCAGAAAAGUGAAUGGACUCACAUUGAACAGUGCCAAAACACUAUCAAAAUCUAUCGGUUUGGUUUAUAGUAGUAGCUGACAAAUCACAUUGUAAAAUCUAUUUAGGGGAAGGAUGUGAAUGACUCAUUUUCACUUAAAGGUCAAUGUUUAUCACGCCCUCGUUUUCUCAUUGGUUGUGAGUGGUGUUCCUCUUUCUCUAUGAGAGUAGUGUGAAUAAUAGGAGGGCCAGUCCCCUACGUGAAGAGUUAUCUAGUCUCUUUGUUUUCCUUCAGUCACUCAGGAAAGUACCAGCCCAACCUGCCUCCUGUCCUGGACAGCUACAGAGGAACACAGAGCAGAAAACAGACAAAGACGUCCUCGUCGGAUACAGACGCAACACACACACAGCAGUGUUCUGAGGUUUCACAGCAGAGGAAGCCAAGAGGACAAACACAAAGCGGCUCCAUCUCUCUCUCUCUUCCUGCACUCCCUCUGCUGCAUCUCAGGGGACUGAGGUUGCUCUACCCGAGCCUCUCUCUCUUCCUGCACUCCCUCUGCUGCAUCUCAGGGGACUGAGGUUGCUCUACCCGAGCCUCUCUCUCUUCCUGCACUCCCUCUGCUGCAUCUCAGGGGACUGAGGUUGCUCUACCCGAGCCUCUCUCUCUUCCUGCACUCCCUCUGCUGCAUCUCAGGGGACUGAGGUUGCUCUACCCGAGCCUCUCUCUCUUCCUGCACUCCCUCUGCUGCAUCUCAGGGGACUGAGGUUGCUCUACCCUAGCCUCUCUCUCCCCCACAGCCGGACGUUGCAGAUUGAUGAUGCCGCAGCAGUCAAUGGAUCACUGUGAGGUUUCAGAGAACUGCCACCAUCAUAGCCCGGGGGCCCAGGGGAGCCAGCGGCGCCUGGUCAGUGGACUCCUUCUCUGGGUCGGUCUCCUCACCGUCAGCCAUGUGGUCUCCAUCACCCUACUCAUCAUCACCAGGCCACACGCACUGCCUCUGACAGAAAUAGUUUCAGCUCCAAAACCCACAGCAGACUCAUCUCUGAGCAUACCCCUGGAGCAUCAAAGAGUGCCAUGGCAAAUGCUCACCUUUGAACCCACAAGUUUAGACGAUAAUGAUGUCUCGUUGGCGAGAAGUGGGAUCAAGUGGAAGACGCAGUCCAAGGCAAAUAAUUUUGUCUCCCUAAAGGAAGGAUCCCUGACCAUCAACCAGGAUGGUUGUUACUUCCUGUAUCUUCAGGUGACUCUGGAGACACCAGAGGUGUCUGGACAGCACAUAGUGAGAGUGAACAAGCCCAACAGAGUCCUGCUGGAAGUAAGGAUGACCAACACCUCCCUCAGCACAGGGUUCCUGGGCAGGGCUGUGGAUCUAGCAGCCUCUGACAUCCUCACAGUCACUGUCUCCCCUGGUGCCAGGAUCAACACCACCUACACCGCCACAUACCUGGGCAUCAUAGGUCCAGAAUUAUAUCUUUAGAAUCUAUUGGAUAUAGACACUCCUGUCUUCAUAGACACAUGCUGGGGGCUAGAUCAGGGAGUCAUUUGGUAGGGGUUGAUUGAAUAGAUCCUGGGGAUCUGGAAUUAACUGGGAUCAACCCAUCAUCCCACCACCUGUCAGAGAGGUGGAGUAGUGGGGAAGAUCAUGUGGGAGACACGGUAUAUUUGACUGAAACUGAUUCAGUCCGGCUCCCUGCUCAUCACAGAAGAUUAUUCCACUCCUUUAUACUCUACCUAGCCUUCCAACUGGUUUUGAGCUGCAAGGAUUUUCUUUCCAGAAUUCUACUGAUUUUUUAAAUAAUUAUUUUUAUUAACCUUUAUUUAACUAGGCAAAUCAGUUAAGAACAAAUUCUUAUUUUCAACGAGGGCCUACCAAAAUGCAAAAGGCCUCCUGCAGGGAAGGGGGAUUAAAAAUGUAAAAUAAUAAUGUGUCUUGUAAUGUUGGAAAAAUAUGUUUAAAAGUAUUGGUCAUCAUGGGUUGUGGGUUGUACUGUUACUUUGGCCGUUUUCUCUCUUGGAUUAAGUAGCACUGUUUUUACCGCUCAGGAUUAUAGUUCGUAUGUUUUUCCAGUAAAUAUAGGUUUUUAAGCUAUGAAUGAGGGGAUUGUCUUAUCAAGUCAUGUGCACAGGGUUGUUGAGAGAAUGCACAGUAUCAACAUAUCUUUAAUGUUUACUUUAAUAUUUGCGUAUUGCUUUGUAUUUAAAAUAUUCGGUUUUUUACCUAUUUAUUUUCUUCUUAUUUAUUUUCUAUAUCUAUUUUGAAGGACAUGUUGAAGAUGUUGUAGGAUGAGAUGUAGAGAUAAUCCAUGAAUGUAUGUCACUAACCAGGUUUCCAUUCAAUCGUUUUAUGCGAGUAAAAUACGUCAGGUAAAACAUUUAAUGACAGGCCUGAUGGAAACAGAAAAUGUUUGGUAAACCUUCCAAAUGUAGACAAAACAAAAUACGCUAUACAAGGUGGGAUCUGUUUGUGUCGGUAAAAUUAGUUAUGCGAGAAAUGGCAGUGAAUGGCGAUGAUGAUCGAUUCUUGGCUGCCUUUUGACAAAUACAAAUAAUAUUGCUCUUAUCCAAUAAUCGCAUAAUGUUGGUAGCCUACUAUCUGCGAGCUGUUGGCUAGAGCUCGUGUUCCAAGAUCAGAGUGCGCGUUUACUACUCCAUCAGUAGAGUUGAAAAUGCGUUGGAAACCCAUUUUCCAUUCGGUAGGCUACAUGGGAAUUUAACGGCAGAAGUUAUUUUUUAUCUGCACUACGUCCUCAAGCACAGCCUUUUACCCAUAAAAAACGUAUGUUUGAUGGAAACAUCCCUGGGAAUGCACAUAUCGUUUUAGCAGAUUUUGGAAUAUUAGCAUGAAAUCUAACGCAAAUUGGAUGGAAACCGACUUUAUAGCGCCAAAUAAAUUAGGAUAAAAUGUACGUUGUUACGAAUUCCACAAGUAAAGUUCCCGCUGCGAAACAUGAAUGUAAUCUAUUAUAUUAAGAAAGCACUGGAAUUUUUUGUUCUCCAAACAAAUAAAUUAAGU